AUGUCAGAUAAAAUUUCUAAGUAUGAUUUAAAACGAACAACAGCGUUUAACCGUUUAAAAGAAACUUAUGACAUUGGUGUUGCAAUAUCUAGUGACAACUCUCAAAAAUCGAUAUUUUUAGCUAGAGUAGAGACUAUUGACAAGGUGUAUGAAGAUUUUAUGACUUAUCACAAUCAAAUUAUUUCUCUCAUAUCAGACGAAGAUUUUAAAAAAUAUGAUGCUUUACGUAUAUCAGCUGACAACGCAUUCUACGGAUCUAAAGCUAUAAAAUAUCAAAUUGUAGGUGACAAUUCUUUGACAAAUAAUUCGACCAAUGUUUCCACUCCUAAAAUUACUGCAAAAUUACCGAAAAUUACUCUUCCUAUAUUUGAAGGCGAUUUCAAAAGUCCUAUUGACCUUUUAGUUGGUGCUGAAUUGGUACCUCAUAUUCUACGUUCGGGACGGGUUUUAGGUGAACCGGGUCAACCUGUUGCUUUAGAAACAAUUUUCGGAUAUAUUCUUCAAGGUAUGGCAGUUUCUGACCAUGUACCGUUACAUAAUUCAACUUUGCUAAGCUGCCAUACUUCUAUUGAAAGUAACUUAGAUAUUCAGCUUCAAAAAUUUUGGGAAGUUGAGGAAAUUCCUAAAAUUUCUAGCCUGUCUACUGAGGAUGUCCAGUGUGAGGAAAUUUAUAGAUCGCUAACUUAUAGAGAUCAGUCUGGCAGAUUCUGUGUACCUCUUCCGUUUAAAAUACCGAAUCCAUUCUUCCGUAAUACAUGUUAUCAAGCUCGUCGACUAUUUACAUCACUAGAGUUCCGGCUUGCUAAAAAUCCAGAGCUUCGUAAAGCUUACUGUGAGUUUAUGCAGGAUUAUCUCAACAAUGGACAUAUGGUAUUGAUCCCUCCGGAAGACUAUAACUCUCCUACAGCUUACUACAUACCUCAUCAUUCUGUUAUAAAAAAUGAGAUAUCUGGACCUAAGCUUAGGGUGGUUUUUAAUGCUAGUUUUCGAGACACGAAUGGAACAUCUCUCAAUGAUUCUUUAUUUAUAGGACCUAAGUUACAACAGGAUAUUGCUUCUAUUCUUUUAACUUUUAGAUUUCAUCUAUAUGUUUUUAUUUGUGACAUUAAGCAAAUGUAUAGACAAAUUCUUAUUCAACCACAAUUUCAAAACUUUCAAAGAAUCAUAUGGCGUUUUUCUUCAGAUGAACCAAUUCAAGAAUACAAACUGCUCACAGUGACAUACGGGGUAUCGUCUGCUCCAUAUUUAGCUCUUCGAACACUGCAAGAACUUGCUAAUCAGGGAGAGUCUCAUUUUCCUUUAGCUGCAAAGGCAAUAAAGAAAAAUAUUUAUAUAGAUGACGCAAUUUGUGGUGCAAAGAUCUAA
This is a messenger RNA of Sitophilus oryzae (rice weevil), 1365 nucleotides long. RefSeq lists its product as uncharacterized. Bases 1 to 1365 code for a protein of 454 amino acids. NCBI's taxonomy places the organism in Eukaryota, Metazoa, Arthropoda, Insecta, Coleoptera, Curculionidae. The record is from RefSeq and is a predicted model, not a curated record. The transcript has 2 exons.